ACCUUCGCUCAGAUUCUUCAAAAAGAACCCGAUUCCCGAGUGAAAAGUCAAUUUUACGAGUGGAAAAAAUGCAUAGAGAAGAACAUCUCGCAAUAUGAGAACGACGCAAAGCAGUUAUGGGGAAACUUCUGGAAAGGUGUGAAACUUUGCGAGCAACUGCCGUUUAUGGCCGACUUGAAAAUUAAGAAUUUCAACAAUGGUGAUGAGACGAAAAGGCACAUACCACCCCUAAAGCAGGAACGAAGCGUUAUCGUUACUCUGGGCAUCGGCCAUGACGUUGCAGCCGAGAAAGCGCUACUCAAGGAACUGCCAAGGGAUUCGCUAUUCUAUGGCGCUGAUCCUAUGCAGGAGGUAAACGAAAAACUUUACUCGGAGUUCGGCACCUACUAUCCGUUUGCCGUGGGUGGUAAAUCGAAAAUCUCCAAAGCAAACGUUCUCAUCAACAGUUCAUACGUCGACCGGAACGUCGUUCAUAUCGAGCUGGUUUACUUUCUUACAGAGCUAGUUGGGCAUAAGGUAUACGACGAUAUCUGGAUUGAUGCCGAAGGAGCCGAGUACGAUAUGUUCCCGUAUUUCUAUCGCGGCGGACUACUAGAUCAGAAUGGAAUCACUUUGUGUCAGUUCAACAUUGAGGUCCAUGGCCCCAACGAGGAGCAGAAGGAGAUGUUCCGGAAGUUCAUCUUGGAGAUGCUUAAAGACAAUCGAUACGCCGUCUUCCGUAUCGUUCAGGGACGCCAUAUGCGAUUAUAUUUCUUAAAUUUCUCCGAUUAUAAUUGCGUUUCUAAGUAUAUAUUUAGGAGUAUUAGUUAA
This is a messenger RNA of Cooperia oncophora, 810 nucleotides long. The record is from the annotation of a GenBank genome assembly. NCBI's taxonomy places the organism in Eukaryota, Metazoa, Nematoda, Chromadorea, Rhabditida, Trichostrongylidae.